AAUACCGGAUGUGACAUGUAGUCGAUAGAUAUCGAUAUAAUCGAUAUAUAUUCGAGUUGGUGAAUUCGAGAAAUAAUGGUCUUCCUUCCGUAACUCUACAUACCAAGAAGAAGAUGGAAAAAUCAAUGGCGGACUCAGCUCCAGCCGCGCGUGGAGGUUUUCGUGGAGGGUUUGGUUCUCGUGGAGGAGGUGAUCGUGGAGGUCCAAGAGGUAGAGGUCGCGGGGGCAGAGGUCGAGGUCGUGGUCGUGGACGUGGUAAAGAGGAUAGCAAGGAAUGGAUUCCAGUGACAAAACUGGGACGCCUUGUUAGAGAUGGAAGGAUUGAGUCUUUGGAACAUAUCUACCUCUUUUCCUUACCAAUCAAGGAGUAUGAGAUCAUUGACAAGUUCCUUGGAGUCGAAUUAAAAGAUGAAGUACUGAAAAUUAUGCCAGUACAGAAACAAACCAGAGCUGGUCAGCGUACUCGUUUCAAGGCUUUCGUAGCAAUUGGGGACUACAAGGGCCACAUUGGCCUAGGGGUAAAAUGUUCCAAGGAAGUGGCCACUGCCAUCCGUGGAGCUAUCAUUCUUGCCAAGCUGUCAGUUGUGCCAGUACGUCGUGGUUAUUGGGGAAAUAAAAUCGGUGAUCCUCAUACUGUACCCUGUAAAGUUACUGGUAAGUGUGGGUCAGUUCAGGUGCGCUUAAUUCCAGCACCAAGAGGCACAGGUAUUGUAUCAGCACCUGUGCCGAAGAAAUUGUUACAAAUGGCUGGUAUCGAGGAUUGCUAUACCUCAGCUAGAGGAUCCACCUGUACUCUUGGCAACUUUGCGAAAGCUACUUAUGCAGCUAUUGCCAAAACCUACGCAUACUUAACACCGGAUCUCUGGCAUGAUCAGGCGCUAAGAAAAGCUCCUUAUCAAGAGUUCGCGGACUACUUGUCGAAGAAUCAUAGAGUUGUAGGCGGACAGAGACCUGCUGAAGUUGCCUAAAGAAAUAAACCUCCAUGCAAAGUA
Bombus pyrosoma is the source of this 992-nucleotide messenger RNA. RefSeq names its product 40S ribosomal protein S2-like. Bases 114 to 968 code for a protein of 284 amino acids. Lineage: Eukaryota; Metazoa; Arthropoda; Insecta; Hymenoptera; Apidae. Gene Ontology annotation, molecular function: RNA binding; structural constituent of ribosome. The record is from RefSeq and is a predicted model, not a curated record. The transcript has 3 exons. Gene Ontology annotation, cellular component: ribosome; cytosolic small ribosomal subunit. Gene Ontology annotation, biological process: translation.